This is a messenger RNA of Verticillium nonalfalfae, 1305 nucleotides long. RefSeq lists its product as uncharacterized. Lineage: Eukaryota; Fungi; Ascomycota; Sordariomycetes; Glomerellales; Plectosphaerellaceae. The record is from RefSeq and is a predicted model, not a curated record. The transcript is spliced from 2 exons. Bases 1 to 1305 code for a protein of 434 amino acids. Gene Ontology annotation, molecular function: protein dimerization activity.
AUGGACCCCGACUUUCUCAAAAACCUUGAAUAUUUCGCCACACCCAAUAACCAAACACCCACCAACCCCGACCAGGCCGGCGAAUCGUCCAUCGCAGCUGCCGCUCGCAAUGAGACCGAUGCUGCCUUCUGGGACGCGCUCGCGAAAGGCGAGCCAUCCUUGACCGGGCCGUCUUCCAAUCUGCCUUCCUCAUCAGUACCCUCUUUUGCGCAGUCCUCCACAGCGCCGACGAACCUCUCGUACCGGCCCGUGCUGGGCCAGGCCAAUAACAAACGACCGGGGCCUGGGCUUUCAAGGACAACACAAGGUAUAGCGAGCCCACGAAGAAAGGAAGGGCACGAGAAGAAGAGGACCAAAAUGGAUCCGGAUGCGGCAGCUCUAGAGUCGGUUGACUACUGGAUCCAAUUUGACGAUGAUGACGCAGACAACAACCUGGGUGGUAGUUUCGAAAUCGACUUUUCAAAACGGCCCAGUAAUCCUUCACAUUUCGGCAGACCACCAGCGCGGCUCAAUCCCUUGCCUACGACACCAGGGUUGGGCACCGGCCUUUAUGCAAACCCAACGUUCAGGGAGGAUGAUUUUCUGGACGAUGGCGCCCUCGACAAUGCGCUGUCUGAGGAUGAGGACUUUCUCGACAACAUGAAUUUGGGCGAGCAGCUAUCAACCAUUGAAACUCAGCCCCCAUCAGAAGUACCGCCUCGAGAGGGACUCUACUCAACACCAUUGAGCUGGGAGAAACCAGCCCCCGGCCUCAGAAUGAACCCGCUUUUUGGCCUCGGUGCGCCUAUGCUGGACCCCGAGCAAAGGCGAUUGCUCGCCAUUGCCCUCAACGCAGGAGGAUCCGCCAACAACAUUGCUUCCGGCUUCGGGUUUGGCAUGGGAGGUGACAUAGGAUCCGAGUACUCGAGCAUGGGCCACAUGGGAUCGAGUGCUGCGACAGCAAGCCUCAGCGAGAUCUCAAAGCCAGCCGGCGACGAGCCGACGAAGUCCAAGGGCAAAGGGAAGGAGAAGGAGGGCGAGACACCGAGGCCUGCGAAACAAACGAAGGCACAGAAAGUACAAGCCGCCAAAGCUGCCGCUGCUGCAGAGGCGGCAAAUGAGAAAGGGAAAUUGGGGGAUCGGACUGCGCACAAUGAUAUUGAGAGGAAAUAUCGCACAAAUCUCAAGGACAAAAUUGCGGAGCUCCGAGAUGCGGUCCCGUCUCUGAAGUCCAUGCCCGAGGAGGGCGACGAAGACGACGAUGACAGCCAGACCCGCGGAGCGCCCAAAGUCAGCAAGGUAUGGCGUCUCUGCUCCAUCAUGUGA